AUGUUCCCCAGACUCUUUGGACGGUGGAGUUUCCUGGUCUUCAUGCUCAGCUACGGAGCCCCCUCCUCGGGGAGGUCGCUGGAAUGGAACCUCCGCAGAAUCAAAAGAACAGUAUCAGAAUAUCAGCUGUUGCAUGACAAAGGCAAGUCUUUUCAUGAAACGCGCAGACGGCACUUCCUGCAAAAUUUGAUAGACGGGGUGAACACGGCCGAGAUCCGAGCCAUGUCCGAGGACUCGCCUAACCCUAAACCGUCCACCAUCGCCAAGAAUUACCCUGUGCGGUUUGGCAGCGACGACGAGGGCAAAUACCUGACUCAGGAGACCAACAAAGCUCAGACGUACAAAGAGCAGCCCCUUAAGACACCAGGGAAGAAGAAGAAAGGGAAGGCCGGGAAACGUAAGGAGCAGGAGAAGAAGAAAAGGAGAGUUCGCUCCGCCUGGCCCAGCUCCAGGGGGUCGGGCAGUGGAAUGGCACAGAUCCCUCUCUUGGACAUCUUUGGUGCUACACAUGUCAAUGCAAGGAGGCGCUGACAUCUUCAGCUGAGGUCUCUGGAAAACACAUCGCAGUAUUCUGUAAUACUGAACAUAUGGAAAGUAUUAUAAGUAUUUAUUAUCUGUAAAUACUGUAAAUAUAUCAAACUAAACCGUUGGGCCCCUGAUACUUUCCAAAGCUGCACAUUUGAACAUUGUGAAUAUUGUUUUAUUUUGUGACAAUUCUUGUUGUCACAAUUACCAUAAUUUAUUUUGUUGAAUGAUGUAUUUAUUUUCAUGAACUUUUAUCUUGGUGCUGCUGACUUUCUAUAAUUUUUUUGUAACAUGCACUUUAGAUAUACUUCUUUUGAG
Molecule: messenger RNA, 843 nt
Organism: Euleptes europaea (tarantolino)
Lineage: Eukaryota; Metazoa; Chordata; Lepidosauria; Squamata; Sphaerodactylidae
Gene: PTHLH
Product: parathyroid hormone like hormone
Exons: 3
Coding region: 1-531 (176 amino acids)
Biological process (GO): bone mineralization; regulation of chondrocyte differentiation; osteoblast development
Cellular component (GO): extracellular region
Molecular function (GO): hormone activity; peptide hormone receptor binding
Source: RefSeq, a predicted model, not a curated record